AUGACAAACAAGACCAAUAUUCCUUCAAAUUUCGAUUCACCACCGCCAUACUCUGCGACAACUGAGCCAGAGCAAUCAAGCUUAGUUCCGCGUGCUUUAGAAACAUCACCACUUUAUCCCAACGUUCCAAAGAACUCGUACAAUAGCAUUCCGAAUUUAUACUAUCAACCUACGCCGCCGCCAAUAGCAGAUUCCUCUUCCUCUUCCGUCUCUGCCGCUGGUUAUGCCCCGGACACCGUUAUUCUACCAGCACCAGUUUCUCUACAGUCACUUCGCGACGAACCAACCGUGACUAUAUGUCCACAUUGUAGGAAUAGAGUGCUAAGUAUAGUAAGCUACAAAUCUGGCUCUGCUACUUGGUUAGCAUCUUGCGGCGUGAAUGAUUUGAAAGAUUGUAAACAUACUUGUCCUUGUUGUAGUAGAACCAUGGCGACAUAUUCGCGAUUGAAUGGAUCCAUCGAAGUAUAUAGCUAG
Messenger RNA from Ambispora leptoticha, 474 nucleotides. The record is from the annotation of a GenBank genome assembly. NCBI's taxonomy places the organism in Eukaryota, Fungi, Glomeromycota, Glomeromycetes, Archaeosporales, Ambisporaceae.